This is a messenger RNA of Cylicostephanus goldi, 270 nucleotides long. Lineage: Eukaryota; Metazoa; Nematoda; Chromadorea; Rhabditida; Strongylidae. The record is from the annotation of a GenBank genome assembly.
AUGCCUCAUGUGACUCCUGGAUGCGAAUUACGACUUUAUCUCUGCAAUGCAUUCCCAUCCGCAGUAAUUGUUUUGAAUUCUAUGGUUUUUGACUUUGAAGUGGUAAAGGCUGCUCCGUCCAUCAAAACUGAUGUUGACUGCGAAGUCAACGACGAGCAAUUUCUUUGCCUAAGAGCGUCCGAUCUUUAUCUCCAAACGCCCAGAAUUUCGGAAAAAGGACUUAAUGGACUGAUAUUGGUACGAAAUAAUGCUAUAGUCUGCCCGAAAUGA